GAAGACACGGUUGAUGCUGUCGGCAUUUGUAAAAGAGGAUUGGAUUUUAGAAUGAAAUCAAGUUACUGGAUUACAACACUGAAGAAAGUAUUCUACCCUCUUCUAGUCAUAAUUGGCAUUCCAUCAAACGUGAUGACAUUAGUGAUCUUCAGUCAAAAAAACUGUUUUAUUUCCACCUCCAGUCGCUACCUCCUCAUGGCUAUGUCAUUGGCUGACACAGUGGUCCUUAUUCUUGUGGUUGGCAUUGAGAUCAUUGUAGAAUGCUUUUGCACAAGUCCAUUCUGGUACAGAGAUCCUUGGUGCACGUUGCGGGAUGUGUUCAACUAUGGUGCAGUUAACACUUCUGUCUGGCUGAUGGUUUCUUUCACCAUUGAGCGUUUCAUUGCAAUCAACAAUAUCAAGCUCAGGAUGAAAAUCUCUUCCCCCAGAAAAACAAUUCAUGUUAUUGUUGUGAUUCAUGUUUGCUGUUAUACUGUGGCCAUCCCUCACUAUUGGUCUAACUAUUCAGAAGUGGAGAAUGGAACGGGACAUGUCAUCUGUAAAUAUAACCCUGAACUCCCCAGUGCAUAUGUGAAGGGACUUGUGUGGUUCCAGACUUCUGUGAUCUACAUUAUUCCUUACAUCAUUAUCUUCACCUUAAACAGCCUCAUUCUAAGGCAGAUAAUUCACAGUAACAAAGUACACAGUGUUACCUGGACAGUCUUGCACAGAAACCCACCUGCAACCCAUUUUCGUAUCUGGAAGAAAUCAAUCAUCCUUUUGGUUACAGUUUCAAUGACAUUUGCCUGUCUCUGCACCACCAGGUUUGUGACUCAAAUCAUCAUAAAAACCACCUACUAUAACAUAGAUAGGCAAGAUUAUUCAAAGACCAUUAAUAUUGUAACAGAUAUUGGGACCAUGCUAGAAAUGACUAACACUGCUAUCAAUAUGUAUCUGUACGCUUGUACCCAGUCUGUUUUCCGAAAAGAGCUUAUCCGAUAUUUGCAGAGUAUACUGUGUUACUGGCAAACAAAACGAAAGCAUCCAAUGGAUGUACUUUCAGUAAUGAGCUAGAUAGGCAGAAGUGGUACUGUUUGGUUGAGCUGCAAAUCACUGGAAGUGUGUGGUGUUUUACUUGCAGAAAUGCUGGACUAUUCCCUUUUAAUGACAAUAAAGCUGCUAAUUCUGCAUUAAAUUCCCUCUGCCAUCAUACCACUAUAAUCAUGCAUUUCCUCAUCCUCUCAGCCUAUUUCCAAACAACAUGAAUACUUUUUUCUAAAUCUAAAUUUAAAUUUUCUUUGAUGUUUAUUGUUCUGGUAGGCCUUAAUUCCACUGCUAUAGAAAAUGUCUAAUCCAGAUUUCAAGUCCACAAAGUGACUUAAGCCUAACAGUCAUUUUUUGUCCCUUAUCCAUAUAUAGCUAUAGCAAGCUAGAUGAUAGUAAAGAAUUUUGUAGAAGGAUCCCUGCUUCUCUUUGUUAAUUGCCUAUUUCUGCUAAAGUUCUUUCCUGCACAUAGAGUAUUGGAAAUAACUGGCCUUAGAAGACUAUAUUUUUUCAUGUGUUUCUUAACUUAAACUUACUUCUCCUUAAGAAUCAAUACCUGCUCAAGCUUCAGAUAAUCCUAGUAGAAAUUUGGAGGAUUCUACUCUGUAACUCUACCUUCAGCUGGAUGUCUUGCCUUAGCUCACUAGAUCUCUUGCUCUCAUUUCCUUGUUCUUGCUCCUAUGAAACCGCAGGCUUCUGCUCUGAGGAUUGGUCACAAGUAUAAAGAGAGCUCUUUGGGCUCCAAGGCAAACUGUCAUAUGCAGCCUCUCAGCGUUAGGCACCAAGUCCUCACUCCCCAGGCUGCAUUUGAGAAGGUUAGGAGAAAGAGAAUAAGAGAGUCACAUUGCCACUUCUUCCUGCUAGCACAGCUUGAGCCUGAUGAGAGUUUGAGAGUUGUCCCACACCUUGAUUGCUUCAAAGUAUAUUUUUCCCCUUUCACCUUCAGACUCAGAGGUGUUAUCCUAGUCUCCUUCCAUUCAGAAAUCUUCCCCCCACCUAAUUCUUGGGAUGCCUAAAAGUUUUUCCCCUCUUAAGCAAACCAUUUCUGCACCAGGGAAAUAUUCUUUUAAUGUGUUUCUUUGAUGAAUCUAGUGGCUGUCUCAGAUUUUGCCCUCCAGGUGUGAAAUGCCUAUUUUCUCUUAUUCCUUCAACAAUCCAGGAGCAGGAGAGGAAAAAUAAUGGCCAGCACAAUCACCAGAGGAAUCACCAAUGCCCACAAGGGUUCUUCUACUUCUAGCAUACAAGGCUGCUGGAACAAUGAAUGACUAAGGAGCAGCAGUGGAGGAGGGGAUAGGAGUGGUCACAACAAUAGUUCUUUCCUUCCUUGCUUCUUUAUUUAUCCUUCUCACUUCAUUGCUC
This is a messenger RNA of Thamnophis sirtalis, 2382 nucleotides long. Its product is annotated as putative G protein-coupled receptor 139. NCBI's taxonomy places the organism in Eukaryota, Metazoa, Chordata, Lepidosauria, Squamata, Natricidae. The record is from RefSeq and is a predicted model, not a curated record. Gene Ontology annotation, biological process: G protein-coupled receptor signaling pathway. Gene Ontology annotation, molecular function: G protein-coupled receptor activity. Gene Ontology annotation, cellular component: plasma membrane.